GGCGCUCUUGACCCGAUACCACGAAGGCGCCGUCGCGGGGCUCUGUUGUCUUCCUCUUCUCUCCUCGUCCUCCUCUCGCCGCCGCCGCCGCUCAUGUACCCGUCCGACGUCGCUCCGUCCGCCCUCCAGGAAACCACGCGCCAUACGACCUUCGCCAAGGACCGCUUCCCCAAUGUCGUCUGGGAGCUCUUAAACGAGCAUGGCAGCAGUGUCCUCAAUUCGGUGCAUCGGAGCUCGCCCACUUACCCCAGAAGACUCGCCAUGCCAUCGUCAAGGGUCUCGCCAAGAGGUCCAAUACCGUCCUAAAUGUCAAGCAAGAAGGUGGUUUCGACUGCCUCGAGCCUUGGGCUGCGACGGAAUUCGCUUCCGAACUGGAGCUUCCGUUGAAUGCGCUCGUCGUCGACGCUCAGCCGCGUCCGUCUCCGUGUCGCUCCUACGGACACUACGGCCAUCUACCUCGCCGAGGCACUCGUCGAUCGCCCGUGCAAGUCGAAGUAAUGCGCCUGCCGGAGGGGAUGACAGUCCAGACGGGAUGGGUAUCGGGGGCACUGCGUGCAACCAGCCGCUAAGUCCUGUCGCUCCUGCCUCGUCUCGUACGUGUGCGUGCGCGCUCGUCCCCUCCGCUCGUUUAUCUAGUCGCUUCCCACUCUCGGUCCUUCAUGAUCCGUACGCUCGCCGUUCCUUGACAAGAAUCCUCACCGAAAACCAGCAAUUGACCGCCCGUUGCGCCAUGGCCUUCAAGACCCGACACCCAUACUGCGCUGUUCCUCCGCCCGCUAGGCGACGCUCUUGUCUCGUCUCAUAGUCGUUCCUGCACGGUCGCCUCUUCUGCUCGUCAUCCUUGGGGCUCACCGCUGGUUCCCAGUUCUCGCGCUUUGAGCACUCGACGGGCUCGAUGCCAGAACUGCUUAGCCGCUGCUUGCUCCUUCUAGCAAGGAUCGUGUCCCGCGCUGAUACUGCGCCUGCAAUGUCGCUGGCGCAACGGAGGUUUCGUAGCCGCUAGUCCUUGUUGUCUUGCCUCCGCUGUGGCCCUUGUCAGACUCGCCUCCGCCGCCACUGCUUCCGCAUGCUUACAC
Rhodofomes roseus is the source of this 1076-nucleotide messenger RNA. RefSeq lists its product as uncharacterized. The coding region runs from base 200 to 805 and encodes 201 amino acids. The record is from RefSeq and is a predicted model, not a curated record. Lineage: Eukaryota; Fungi; Basidiomycota; Agaricomycetes; Polyporales; Fomitopsidaceae. The transcript is spliced from 2 exons.